Molecule: messenger RNA, 1212 nt
Organism: Coffea eugenioides
Lineage: Eukaryota; Viridiplantae; Streptophyta; Magnoliopsida; Gentianales; Rubiaceae
Product: annexin D4-like
Exons: 6
Coding region: 101-1045 (314 amino acids)
Cellular component (GO): cytoplasm
Molecular function (GO): calcium ion binding; calcium-dependent phospholipid binding
Source: RefSeq, a predicted model, not a curated record
UGGCUGAACAUUCUUCCUCACCCUUUCACCCAGAGACUCCAGAGCAAUAAGAGCUUUGAGUCUUUGACAUAUUAUUAUCUGCAGUCUUUGACAUAUUAUAAUGGCACACCCAAAGGAGAUCUCAGCUCUCAACAAGGCUUUCACAGGACUUGGAGUCGAUGAGAAGACUUCUAUAUCUAUAUUGACAAAAUGGCAUCCACAUCAGCUACAUUCAUAUAGAAAAGCCACUCCAGAUUUCUUCAUAGAAGAUGAACGUCAAUUUGAGAGAUGGUCAGAUCCACGUGUCCUACAACUUAGACAAGAAUUCAUACGCUUCAAGGAUGCUGUGGUGCUCCGGACUAUGCAUCCUUGGGAAAGAGAUGCUCGUUUAUUUAAGGAGGCUUUGCAGAUGGGCCCAAGAAUUGAUAUUAUUAUAGAAACAGCAUGUACAAGAUCAUCUGAAGACCUUUUGGGAGCAAGAAGAGCCUACCAUUCCCUCUUCCACCACUCUAUUGAGGAAGACAUAGCUUCCCAAAUCCACACCAGUGAACGUAAGCUUUUAGUUGCACUUGUAAGUGCGUACCGCUAUGAAGGUCCACAUGUUCAAGAAGAAACGGCAAAAUCAGAAGCCAAGGUGCUUUAUAAUGCUAUUAAAGCUGUUGCAAAGAAGAAUCCUACUGAGAAUGAAGAAGUUAUAAUGAUACUAGCAACAAGAAGCAAAUCCCAUAUCAAGGCUGUCUACAAAUAUUGCGAGGAAAUUAGCGGAAACCACUUGCAACAGGAUCCAGAUGGUGAUUGGGCUCUGAAACAAACAGUCCAAUGCUUAUGCAUGCCACAUGCAUACUUUAGCAAGAUUUUGGAUGCAUCACUAAGAACUGAUGUGGAUGAGGCUGCAAGAGAUUCUGUCACUAGAGUGAUUCUCACACGAGCAGAUGUGGACAUCAAGCAGAUCAAAGAAGAGUUUCAACACAAGUUUUCUGGAGUUAGUCUGUCCAAAAGGAUUGAAGAAGUUGCUAAUGGCAACUACAGGGAUUUUUUGCUUGCUUUAGUUUCAAAAGAAAACUAAUAAAGUGCAUGUCGACCAAAACUAAACUUUGCUCAUUAAUAAGCCCGCUCUAUCUUGUCUUUGCUUUUUCAUGAAUUCAUAUUUUGUGUUACGCUUCUGAAACUUUUGUUGAACCACCAGUGCAUAAGAUUUUUUUCAAUAAUAUACUUGCGUCAAAAUUCCAUCCA